This is a messenger RNA of Spirodela intermedia, 3597 nucleotides long. NCBI's taxonomy places the organism in Eukaryota, Viridiplantae, Streptophyta, Magnoliopsida, Alismatales, Araceae. The record is from the annotation of a GenBank genome assembly.
AUGGCGGCGGCCUCGGCGGCGUCGAGGCGCCUCCGGGAGCUCCAGUCUCAGCAGGGAAACAAGACCUGCGUGGAUUGCUCCCAGAAGAAUCCGCAGUGGGCGUCCGUCUCGUAUGGCGUCUUCAUGUGCCUCGAGUGCUCCGGGAAGCAUCGGGGUCUCGGCGUUCACAUCAGCUUCGUCCGCUCCGUUACUAUGGAUUCUUGGUCCGAGAUCCAGCUGAAGAAAAUGGAGGCCGGGGGAAACGAGCGGCUCAACGCCUUCCUUGCUCAGUAUGGCGUGCCCAAACAGACCGAUAUCGUCGUUAAGUACAACACCGGCGCCGCGGGGGUCUACCGCGAUCGGAUACAGGCUCUCGCGGAGGGUCGCCCCUGGCGGGAUCCGCCUGUCGUUAAGGAGACGCUUUCAGGGGGAGGGGGAUCUGCAGCGAGGAAGCCCCCUCUGGGACAGACCUCUGCGAAGACUGGUGGGUGGGAUAGCUGGGAAGGCGAAGAUAUUCGCUCCACAGAUAUCAGGAGGAAUCAAUCCGUGGGGGAUUUCAGGUCUGGGGACGUUGGAGGAGGGAGGACUAGUUUGCAGCCUUCGAGGUCAAAAUCUACUGAGGACAUAUACACGAGAGCUCAGCUGGAGGCAUCAGCUGCAAACAAGGAUGAUUUCUUUGCUAGGAAGCUGGCGGAGAAUGAUUCUAGGCCAGAGGGCAUUCCGCCCUCGAAAGGGGGAAAGUAUGUGGGGUUUGGAUCAUCGCCAUCUCCAUCAUCGCAGCGGAACAAUUCACAGGGUGACAUCCUCAAAGAUACUGUGUCGGUUGUUUCUCAGGUAUCGAUGUGUUUAUGCGAUCAAAACUAGUCCUGAUAUGAACAGUAUGCAGUUGGUAUACGUGUCCCUCUUGGAAGAGUGAAAAUAUCACAUUUGCUACGUGGUGCGGGCUAAAAUGUAUUGCUCACAUCACGUUUCCUCUUUAAUCUCAUCAUAAAUUCUGUCCAGGUUCACCCUUGAUAAGUAUAAUGGUACUUAUUUGAUGAUCUUCUUUGCUAUAUCUAGCUAAUGGGUAAUCAAGUGUUUUACGCAUAAUCCUCUUGAGUGGGUUGUGAUGUCUGCGCUCCCUCAAAAUUGGUUUUUUUCGCACUAUGGCAGUUUACUAGAGUGCCUCUUUUUCAUCUCUGCAGAUUCGAGGAAUGUUUCUGUAUUUUUUUUUUAUACCCAUGCUCAUCUGGGUGUUUGAAGAAUGACAUCGUCUGUUUUUUCAGGGUUUGGGUCGGUUAUCCUUUGUUGCAGCUUCUGCCGCUCAAUCUGCUGCCAUUGUUGUCCAAGCAGGCACCAAGGAUCUAACUUCCAAGGUACUAAUCAGCUAUUCCACAUAUUCCAUUUUCAAUGAAAAAGCCCAUCUUCUAUAUGCAUAUGCGUGCUUUAUGAUACGAUGAAGAUGGUUGUUUCUUCAUAAUAUGGUGAGGAAAAUAAGUGUUAUUCAUUCUCUUUCUGCACGUCAGAUCCGAAGCAUGUGUUGCGGUAUCAGAUUAUCCCAGAGACUCUUACUGAGCAUCAUAUGGUUCUUGACCGUUGUGUUUGUUUUAAUUGUGAAUAUUUGCGUUCAUACCGACAGAAUCGAAGUACAAGGUCAUAUGCGUGGUUAUUUUUAUCAAUGAGUUUUUGGGAGUAAACAGAGCUGGAAAAUGCUGCGUGCAAUCAGUUUUUCUGCAUUCGGUAUUCAUUUCACAUAUAUAUCAACAACUGUUAGUUUUUAGCAUUGCUAAAAAGCCUUUGGAAUAUUCAGUCUCAUUUUUCAGCGAACCGUAUUUGUUUAAACGCAUUCUUAGAGAGCUUUUAAAUGCAAGAACCACGUGCACUUUGUUGUGUAAGUAGAUUGUGACUAUUUAGUCAUGAAAUUAAAGUAGUUGACAUAAUCAUCGAGGAUAAGGCUCUAUUUAAUGGACGAAAUGUUCUAUUUAUGUUCCAAGCUUGCAUUUGGUAGUCGGGGAUAUCAUUUGCAUAUUUUCUGCUGUUAGAAGGAACUCAAAAUGGGAAUAGCUUCAAGAUUGGAUUGCACCAGUACCAACUUAGAUAUUAAAUGGUCCUUUGAAUGAAUUCUGGACAACCACCCAUCAUUUUAUCUGAGAUUAAAGAUUGGCGUAUAUGAUCGUGAUCGAACUAGACUGAUGUGUGGUACACGAAUCUGGUUCUACCUGUAACAUUUUUGAGGAGAUUGGACUUGAUUCCCUUCUAAAUACCUUUUUCUUUUCCGAUGAAAUCUCGAUUCUGGGGUGGAUGAUCUGACCUGGGGCCAGAAUCAAGUGUUCGACAAGUCUUGCUUCAAUUAGAUGCAUUAUCAGAGCGUCUUGACUGACUCCAGCUGGUCCAAAAUGUCGUAAAAGGAUAAUAAUUUGCGUUUUGGAAUUCAUACACUUCAUCAUUUAGUUGACCUUUACUUGUUCUUCGAGUGUAUGUGAAGUGCAAGGUUCUUCUUCGAGGAUUUGUUUUCUUCAUUCACUUGUAACGGAUGCAUAGUGAUCGAGAAUCAAAAAAAUCGAAUUUGUUAGCAAACAGUAUCAUCAUAGAAAGUUUUGCAUUUAUAUUCUAUGCCAUGUGUCUGACCGUGGUCUACUUUGUUGAAUGAUUGGUGGCAUUUACUUUUUCGUCAGUGAGGGGUCAAAACACAUAUAAUACCAUGUUUCUUGACAUUUUGGAAUACAUUACAGUUGACUGUGGCGUGUGAGAUGAUCUUUCCCGAAUGUCUAUCGGAUGGCCUUCGGAUCUGCCUUUUGUCUUCUCAUGGCGAUUGUUGGAACCAUAACCGGAACUGCAUGGCCAUGGAUAAAGAUCUCUCUGCUUUCCGUAGUAGACAUUUCCGACCCAGUGAUAUCACAUCUCAUCUGCAUGGUUUUGUAACAACAUGUUCUGUUCGUAGUUGGAGAAGCAAGUCAACCCUCUGGCCCAACCCAUCUUCUAGUCGAUUUGCAAAGAAUGAAUGACCACAUACCAAAGUUCACUAUGCUCAUUAAAUUUAUUAUCUGAUAAUCCAAUCUCAGAUUCACCUAACUAUGCCUGAUUCUAUCAAAGUUAGCUACUUUCGGUAAUGCUUGGUUUCAUUUAUCGCGAAGAUCACAUCGCACUGAUAUUAUUCUGAUGCUUCUUGUGCAGGCGAUGGAGCGGGGCUACGAUCUGAAGGUGAAUGAAACAGUGAACGUCGUCACCACGAAGACAACUGAGAUCGGCCAGAAGACCUGGGGACUCAUGAAGGGGGUCAUGGCCAUCGCCACGCAGAAGGUCGAGGAGUUCGCGAAGGAAGGCUCGGUCAGCUGGCAGCAGCCCGAGAGCGAAAGGAAUGGACUCCGCGCAGAUAACAAUGGGUACAAAUCCUCCGGGGAUCACUCGUCUUCCAGAAAUCACAGCAGUUCUACAGGUUCUUGGGACGAUUGGGGCCAGGAGGAGGCCAAGAAGGCAGACCCCGCGAGGGGCGGAGGAGGGCAGGCUGCGGAUGGCUGGGGAGGGUGGGACGACAACAAAGAUGACGACGACGAUGAUGACAACAGCUACUACCAGAGAUCCAGCGCCAUUCAGAGUGGAAGAUCUGCUUCAACAUGGUCAGAGGGUGGCUUCCGGUAA